This is a messenger RNA of Dendrobium catenatum, 489 nucleotides long. Its product is annotated as formin-like protein 5. The coding region runs from base 1 to 489 and encodes 162 amino acids. The transcript has a single exon. The record is from RefSeq and is a predicted model, not a curated record. NCBI's taxonomy places the organism in Eukaryota, Viridiplantae, Streptophyta, Magnoliopsida, Asparagales, Orchidaceae.
AUGGCAACGCUAUCCUCCUCAAAGGCCGGGUUCUCCUUCAGCUGGAGUCCCGUCUCACAUCCCGCCUGGGCGCCUCCAGCAGCUCCGCGGCUCGCCUACCGGGCCGCCUUAGGCCCCGCGACUCCCAAACGCCCAGCGCCAAGGCUGUGGCCGGCCGCAUCAUUCGAGUUCAGGGCCCCCUUAGCCCCUCCCGACGGUGUCUCUCCAGCGGCUUUUCCGCCUGAGAUGUUCUUCCCGCUCUGCUUGACCGUCCCGGCCUUGCCCGGCGACUUAACCUCCACAUACCGCUUACCACCACCGGACCCUAUGCCGGACCGCCGCCUAUCCCGAUCGCCACCACCCGAACCUUCACCACCACCCCCGCCGGAGCGGGGAGGAGAUCGCCUGUCCCCCCUACCAUGCCCAGAGCGUCUCUCUCUAAAACACUCUAGUGAGAGAAAUAAUUGGUGGAAAAUGAAGAACCCCCUCCAAAGUUUUUGGGUUCCUUGA